GUGUCUGUGAAGUUGGUCUGCAGCUGAUACACACACAGCAGCUUCAAGGGGAAGUUCUGCUGCCUGAACUCACCUGCUGACCAUCAGACACUCUGACCUCUGACCCCUGAAGGAGCCAUGACUCAUCAGCUGAACUCUGUGGGUCCCGGCGAGGCCCUCGGUCUGUCUGCAUCUCUGUCUCCUCCUCCCCCACGUUGCCAUGGUGAUGAAGAAGAGGAGGAUCUGAACAAAGCGUUUGAUGUUCAGAGUUUUCAGCAGAUCCUUCAUCCUUCAGCUCGCAGUCCACCGGAAACACACAGAGUCUACGAUGAGCAGGACUUUGAAGAUCAUCGUCACUCUUCUCUGCACGUCCAUCAUCCUCUGUCCAAACCGCCCGCCGACAGCAGGAGGAAGAGGACCAAUGAGGGGUGGAAGGAGGGGAGGAGAGGCUCCGCCCCCAGUGCUGCGACCACCAUAGAAGAAAACCAAGAGGAGGAGGAGGGAGAGGAAGAGUCCUACAGUCGGACUGAUGGAGAGGAGAGCUGGGCGACCAUGCCCCCCAGUGACCUGCCCACCGGUUCAACCAAUCACAACGGCCCCUCACCUGGUUGCAUCAUGAUGCGUGUUGCCGCUGACGAAGCUGACGAGGCUGAAACCCUGACGUCCGUGGACCUGGACGGGAUCAAGAGCCACCGAUUGGACGACGUUCCAGCAGUGCGGCGACACCUGGUGAGGCGCAGCCCCAGAGGGCCAAUCAUCCACGUCGGGAAAGAUCAGAUCAGCAGCCAGACUCAGUCACAGCUCCAACCAGACCGCACACCUCAUGAGGUGUUUGUGGAGCUGAACGAGCUGGUGAUUGACAGGAACCAGGAGCUGCAGUGGAGGGAAACCGCUCGAUGGAUCAAGUUUGAGGAGGAGGUGGAGGAGGAGACGGAUCGCUGGGGGAGACCACACAUCGCCUCCCUCUCCUUCCGCUCCCUGCUGGAGCUCAGGAAAACUGUCUCCCAUGGUGCAGUGCUCCUUGAUCUAAAACAGAGGACUCUGCCCGGCAUCGCCCAGCAGGUGGUGGAGCAGAUGGUGAUUUCAGAUCAGAUUAAAGCUGAAGAUCGAGCGAAUGUCCUGAAAGCUCUGCUGCUCCGACACAGUCAUCCCAGUGAUGAGAAAGAUCACAGCCUGUUCAGCAGGAACAUCUCUGCAGCCAACAUGGCCGGACUGUUGGAAAGACACAACGGCCAAUCAGAGCCCUCCAACAACCUAACCAAUCACAGAGAGGCUGAAGCAGAGAAGAACAAGAGAGAAGCCCCGCCCCUCUGUCACUCCAGAUCCAGACAUGAAGUGAAGCUGAUGGAGAAGAUCCCAGAGAGAGCUGAGGCCACUGUCGUUCUCGUAGGCAGCGUGGGCUUCCUGGACCAGCCCUCCUUGGCAUUUGUGCGUCUGCAGGAGGCGGUCCUGCUGGAGUCUGUCCUGGAGGUCCCAGUUCCUGUGAGGUUCCUCUUCCUCCUGCUGGGCCCACCCACCACCAACAUCGACUACCACCAGAUUGGGCGCUCCAUCUCCACGCUCAUGUCAGACAAGCACUUCCACGAGGCGGCGUACCAGGCUGACGACCGCCAGGACCUGCUGACAGCUAUCAACCGUUUCCUGGACUGCAGCGUUGUCCUCCCUCCCUCAGAGGUUGGCGGGGACGAGCUGCUGCACUCUGUCGCUCGCUUCCAACGGGAAAUGCUGCGAAAGAGGGAGGAGGAGCAAAGUGGCAAACUACAGGAGAAACAGACCAGCAUUCAGCAGGAUGAAGACUCCCUGGUUCCCUCCAAACCAGGCGACGAGCCCCUGCGGCGGACAGGUCGUCUGUUCGGAGGACUGAUCAAAGACAUGACUCGACGCUACCCUCAGUACCUCAGUGACAUCCGAGAUGCUCUGAACCCUCAGUGCAUGGCCGCCAUCAUCUUUAUCUACUUUGCUGCACUGUCACCUGCAAUCACCUUCGGUGGGCUGCUGGGUGAGAAAACGGAGGGUCUGAUCGGUGUGUCGGAGCUGAUUGUUGCCACAGCAAUGCAGGGCAUUGUUUUCAGUGUCCUGGGCGCUCAGCCUCUGCUGGUGAUCGGCUUCUCUGGACCGCUGCUGGUGUUUGAAGAGGCCUUCUACACUUUUUGUAGAGACAAUGGGAUCGAGUAUCUGACGGGCCGGGUGUGGAUCGGUUUCUGGUUAGUGCUCAUCGUCCUCCUUACUGUGGCCUUUGAGGGGAGCAUCCUAGUUCGUUUCGUCUCCCGCUUCACUCAGGAGAUUUUCUCCUUCCUCAUUUCCCUUAUUUUCAUCUACGAGACUUUUGCCAAACUGGUCAAGAUCUUUCAGGAGCAUCCUCUCCAAAACUGUUACCAUGGAAACAACACAGCAUCUCUGCCUCUCUGCAACAGCUCCAUGGUCACUGGGAAUCCUGGGAAGGUUGUUGGAGAGCCCAACACUGCCCUGCUUUCAUUAGUGCUCAUGGCGGGAACGUAUUUCAUUGCUUUCUACCUGCGCAAGUUCAAGAACAGCUCCUUCUUCCCCGGCAGGCUCCGUAGGAUCAUUGGAGACUUUGGGGUCCCGAUUGCAAUCCUCAUCAUGGUGUUGGUGGACUACAGUGUGGAGGACACCUACACCCAGAAACUGAACGUUCCCAGCGGAUUCUCGGUUUCCAGUCCAGAGAAGCGUGGUUGGCUGAUUUCUCCUCUGGGGUCAGACGGGCAGUUUCCUGUUUGGAUGAUGGGUGCCAGCAUCCUGCCGGCCAUCCUCGUCUUCAUCCUCAUCUUCAUGGAGUCCCAGAUCACAGCGUUGAUUGUCAGUAAGAAGGAGAGGAUGCUGGUGAAGGGAACUGGUUUUCACCUGGACCUCCUCAUCAUUGUGGUGGUGGGUGGAGUCUCAGCUCUGUUUGGUUUACCUUGGCUAUCAGCCGCGACAGUUCGGUCCGUCACUCACACCAACGCCCUCACCGUCAUGAGCAAAGCUGUCGCCCCUGGAGACAAGCCCCGCAUCCAGGAGGUGAAGGAGCAGAGGGUGACGGGCUUCCUGGUGGCGGUUUUAGUGGGUCUGUCCAUUGUGAUCGGGGAGGUUCUGCGUCAGAUCCCUCUGGCGGUGCUUUUCGGGAUCUUCCUCUACAUGGGGGUGAUGUCCUUGAAUGGGAUCCAGCUCACUGAGAGGCUCAUCCUGCUGCUGAUGCCCCCAAAGUACCACCCUGAUCAGAACUAUGUCCGCAAGGUGCGGACGUUAAGGAUGCACCUGUUCACUCUUGUCCAGCUGACCUGUUUGUCUCUCCUGUGGGUCGUGAUGGCGACAGCGGCGGCGCUGGCGUUCCCCUUUGUGUUGCUGCUGACGAUACCUGUGAGGAUGCUGCUGCUGCCCCACCUCUUCACCCGCAGAGAGCUACAGAGUCUGGAUGCUGAUGAUGUGGAGCCUCACCUGGAGGAGAAGGAGGGGCAAGACGAGUACUCACAGCUGCAGAUGCCCGUGUGACCUGGCGGCAGCGUGGUGAUUGGUUGAUGUGGCCUGAUGGGCUGAACCUGUCCUCUUCCUUCAUUAGCACGUGUGACAUGUAUCCUGUAGCCGAGCUGUGCACACGGACUGUACGCUCUGAAUCAUAUAACCUGUUUUCUGCUUUGGGGAGUGAGUUUGUUUCUGUGUGACUCUGAGAAGCUGCUGAACAAACUGAAAGCUGAACUCUGUUCAACAUCACUAACUGAAAAACGUCUUUUCUGUAUGUUUCUCUGUCCACCAUUAAAAUGCACAUCGUCCUGUUUAAAACUCACGCUGCAGAUUUAUUUUCUACAUGAGAAGUUUCCUCGUGUCUCGUCGUACACUCGUGAAAGAAUUUCAGAAAUUUCCUAAAAUCCUUAUUUUUUUAAUGUAGCACUGAACAGAAGCCAGGUGGUAAAUGAUGAUGGAGGUACACGCCCAGGUAAAAGAAAUGGAAUUAUUCUUUUCUUUCUUCUGUCCUUCAAAAUGUUUCCACUCUUUUUUCUAACACACAACUUUCACCAUCAUUUCCAGUGGAGAGCAGCUUUGACCUCUCACCUCAGGGCACCCCAGGUGUUUCAGCACACUGUGGCAUCACUGGUGGGUGUGGCUACAGGUGGACACCGGAGUAACUGACAGCAGGUCCAUGCUGAACGAGUUUCCUUUUAGCUUUGACAUAAAUUAUACGUUUACUGCAACUACUACAACUGCUGUGAUCACAUCUGAUCGUGCUACUACUACCUGUCUGCCUACCUGUCUGCCUACCUGUCUGCCUCUCUGUCUCUCUCUCUAAGCUAAGUCACAUCUCCAAAUCUGUACACCCCCCUCCCCCCCUCCCCACCUGACUCGCCUGGUCGUCAUGGUGACCUCCCCUCCCCUUUAUAAA
This is a messenger RNA of Toxotes jaculatrix (banded archerfish), 4354 nucleotides long. Its product is annotated as anion exchange protein 2-like. The record is from RefSeq and is a predicted model, not a curated record. Gene Ontology annotation, cellular component: basolateral plasma membrane; apical plasma membrane; plasma membrane. The coding region runs from base 118 to 3468 and encodes 1116 amino acids. The transcript is spliced from 22 exons. Gene Ontology annotation, molecular function: solute:inorganic anion antiporter activity; monoatomic anion transmembrane transporter activity. NCBI's taxonomy places the organism in Eukaryota, Metazoa, Chordata, Actinopteri, Toxotidae. Gene Ontology annotation, biological process: transmembrane transport; regulation of intracellular pH; bicarbonate transport.